Messenger RNA from Macrosiphum euphorbiae (potato aphid), 1161 nucleotides. NCBI's taxonomy places the organism in Eukaryota, Metazoa, Arthropoda, Insecta, Hemiptera, Aphididae. The record is from the annotation of a GenBank genome assembly.
AUGUUGGGAAUUUUUUCAAAAUGUACCUUGCCUAAAAAAGCAGGUUCGCAUACCAUUCGCCAGCUGUCGUCGGUCAAUUUCGAUAUCCAACAUAAGCAUCCCCAGGCCCGAAGACAAGUCGGGUUGCCCAGAGCCAGAUAUGGAGGUAGGAAUGCAGUCACUAUGUUGCCUGGUGGAGGUAUUGGGCCAGAGCUGAUGAGUUAUGUAAAAGAAGUCUUUUUACAUGGUGGUGUACCAGUUGAUUUUGAGACAAUUCAAAUUGAUCCUCAAAGUGAUAAUAAUGAUGAUCUGCAAUAUGCCAUUAUGUCUAUUCGUAGAAACGGUGUAUGCAUUAAAGGUAACAUAGAAACACGCAGUCUCGAUACUGCUAUAAUAUCACGUAAUGUGGCUAUACGUAACGAACUCGAUUUAUUUGUAAAUGUCAUAAAUGUGCAGUCAUACAAUAACAUACCAAGUCGCCACAAGAAUGUUAAUUGUAUUGUUAUACGUCAAAAUACUGAAGGUGAAUAUGCGAUGUUAGAACAUGAAAGUGUCGAAGGUGUAGUCGAAUCCAUGAAAGUUAUCACUAAAGAGAAUUCUACAAGAUUGGCUCGUUACGCAUUUGAAUUAGCAAAAAACAAUGGUCGCAGUAAAGUCACAGCAGUCCACAAAGCCAACAUUAUGAAAUUAUCAGAUGGAUUAUUUUUGGAAACUUGCAAAAAAAUGUCAUUAAAUUACCCAGAUAUCAAGUUUGAACACAUGAUUAUUGAUAACUGUUGCAUGCAGUUGGUGUCUAAUCCCCAUCAGUUUGAUGUGAUGGUUAUGCCCAACUUGUAUGGUUCAAUUGUGUCAAAUGUAAUAUGCGGCCUUGUUGGUGGUGCCGGCCUAAUUUCGGGAAGAAACUAUGGUGAUCAUUAUGCAGUUUUUGAACCAGGUACCAGAAACACUGGUUCAUCUAUUGCAGGUACCAACACUGCAAAUCCAGUAGCAAUGUUAAGCGCAUCUGCUGAUAUGUUAGAACAUUUGGGUCACAAAGUGCAUUGCGAUAUGAUCAGAACAGCUAUAUCUAAGACUCUCAACGAAGACAUGGUACAUACAGCUGAUUUAAAUGGUACCGCCAAAAGUACUGAUGUUGUACAUAAUGUUAUUAAACAUGUGAAAAGCAUUGCGGGUAGAAUCUAA